AUGUGGGACCCACAAAUUCCCGAGCUCGGAAAACAUUUUCAGGUGCUGCGAUAUGAUACGCGCGGUCACGGCAAAUCAGACGUUCCGCCAGGUCCUUACACCUUUGAUCAGCUUGUUGGCGACGUGAUCGGCCUGAUGGACAAGCUGGGCAUUGAAACGGCCCGAUUCAUGGGUCUUUCCAAAGGCGGCAUGACGGGGCUCGGACUUGCUAUCACAUAUCCGGAGCGGAUCGAGCGCGUGGUCUGUGCAGACGGGCGUUCGGACGCGCCACCGCCCUUCAGGGCCAUGUGGGACGAUCGAAUCGGCAAGGUCGAAGAAAACGGCAUGGCGGGGAUCGUCGAAGGACCGAUGGCAACGUGGUUCACACCUGACUGGAUCGAGGCCAAUCCACAAGCGGCCGGGCAAAUUCAGCGCAUGAUCCUGUCUCACGAACCGGAAGGUUACAUCUCGAAUUGCCGGGCGUUGCAAGGUCUCGACUACUACCGGCACCUCCACAAGAUCACUAUUCCGACCCUUUAUGUGGGCGGCAGCCACGACAAGGGCGCUGCGCCGGACGUCAUGCGGGCGAUGGCCGAUGCGACGCCGGGUGGACGAUACGUCGAGAUUCCGGACGCGGCUCACGUUGCCAACAUCAACGCACCGCAAGCCUUUAACCGUGCCGUAUUGGAUUUUCUGACUGAAGGUGGCUGA
Messenger RNA from Effrenium voratum, 690 nucleotides. The record is from the annotation of a GenBank genome assembly. NCBI's taxonomy places the organism in Eukaryota, Dinophyceae, Suessiales, Symbiodiniaceae.